This is a messenger RNA of Mastomys coucha (southern multimammate mouse), 2962 nucleotides long. RefSeq names its product protein kinase C delta (gene Prkcd). Gene Ontology annotation, molecular function: ATP binding; diacylglycerol-dependent serine/threonine kinase activity. The transcript is spliced from 15 exons. Gene Ontology annotation, biological process: peptidyl-serine phosphorylation; intracellular signal transduction. The record is from RefSeq and is a predicted model, not a curated record. Lineage: Eukaryota; Metazoa; Chordata; Mammalia; Rodentia; Muridae. Bases 767 to 2461 code for a protein of 564 amino acids.
CUGCACAUGCCUGGGGCCACGUGCAUCUGUGGUGAUAUUCUUGGCAACACAUGCCUGAGGCCACGUGCAUCUGUGGCAGUGUUCUUGUUGGCAGCAGAAUGCCAGAACCAAUACAAUCCUGUGGUCUUCUGCAGCCAAAAUGACUUUCUAAAAAGGCUCAGUGACCAUUGGAAGCACUGAUCAACCUUAAUGAGGAGUGAAGGAGCCUAGGUAGAAGAGGAGGUCACAGAACUGCUCCGACUCUUAGCCAGUUCGGCAGGGGUACAGGAGCCUCCCGGCCAGGUGCUCUCCCUGAGGAAAUAUCACUGGGUCUAGGUCCUGAUAGAGGCUUAGGCCUUUCCCUCUCGAGACUGUCUGGGCUAGUGAAGAACCUGUCUCAGAGAGCAUGGUGUUUUGUGUGUCAGGCAUAGUGGUGUGGUGUCUGCAUGAGCAGAUGGGUGUUGGGUGGGGAGUUCCCCUGCACACUGUUCCUGGACCAUGUGCCCUAGCAGGGUGUGGGCUGGAUCCUUUCACUUCCCCAAAUGUAAUAAUACCCUGAGUGCAAAGUGGGGCGGGGCUUGGGCGGGGCUCUGCCCACCCUGGACAGGCUGGAGUCUGGCCAGGCUCUAGGGCCCCCCCUUGGCCUUGAGGGAGGCCAAUGGGGCGGGUUCUGAGUCUCACCUGGGCCAGGCCCGCCCUCACUGAUUUGACAUCCCCCUCCCACCCCUGCAGCUGGAUCUGCAGCCUCAGGCCAAGGUGCUGAUGUGUGUGCAGUAUUUCCUGGAGGAUGGGGGUAAGACCCCUAUCAGGGCAGGGACAAGCUCAUUUGCCAGAUUGCAAACAGUCUAUGCGUAGUGAGGAGGAGGCCAAGUUCCCAACCAUGAACCGCCGUGGAGCCAUUAAACAGGCCAAGAUCCACUACAUCAAGAACCAUGAAUUCAUUGCCACCUUCUUCGGGCAGCCCACCUUCUGUUCUGUGUGCAAAGAGUUUGUCUGGGGCCUCAACAAGCAAGGCUACAAGUGCAGGCAAUGCAACGCUGCCAUCCACAAGAAAUGCAUUGACAAGAUUAUCGGCCGCUGCACUGGCACUGCUACCAAUAGCCGGGACACCAUCUUCCAGAAAGAACGCUUCAACAUUGACAUGCCUCACCGAUUCAAGAUUUAUAACUACAUGAGCCCCACCUUCUGUGACCACUGUGGCAGUUUGCUUUGGGGACUUGUGAAGCAGGGAUUAAAGUGUGAAGAUUGUGGCAUGAAUGUGCACCACAAAUGCCGGGAGAAGGUGGCCAACCUGUGUGGUAUCAACCAAAAGCUCUUGGCUGAGGCCUUGAAUCAAGUGACCCAGAGAUCUUCCCGGAAGCUGGAUAAAACAGAGCCUGUCGGAAUAUACCAGGGAUUCGAGAGAAAGUCAGAAGUCUCUGAGAGUACCGACUCAGCAGACAGCGACACCUAUAGCAAGAUCUGGGAGGGGAGCACCUGGUGCACCCUUGAGAACUUCACCUUCCUAAAAGUACUCGGCAAAGGCAGCUUUGGCAAGGUACUGCUUGCAGAGCUGAAGGGCAAAGAAAGGUACUUUGCAAUCAAGUGCCUGAAGAAGGACGUGGUGUUGAUCGACGAUGAUGUAGAGUGCACCAUGGUGGAGAAGCGGGUGCUGGCGCUCGCCUGGGAGAAUCCCUUUCUCACCCACCUCAUCUGUACCUUCCAGACCAAGGAACACCUGUUCUUCGUGAUGGAGUUUCUCAAUGGGGGUGAUCUGAUGUUCCAUAUUCAGGACAAAGGCCGCUUCGAACUCUACCGGGCUACGUUUUAUGCAGCUGAAAUCAUCUGUGGACUGCAGUUUCUACAUAGCAAAGGCAUCAUUUACAGGGACCUCAAACUGGACAAUGUGAUGCUAGACAAGGAUGGCCACAUCAAGAUCGCUGAUUUUGGGAUGUGUAAAGAGAAUAUAUUUGGGGAGGGCCGGGCAAGCACAUUCUGUGGCACUCCUGACUACAUCGCCCCUGAGAUCCUGCAGGGCCUGAAGUACUCAUUCUCUGUGGACUGGUGGUCUUUUGGGGUCCUCCUCUAUGAGAUGCUCAUCGGCCAGUCCCCCUUCCACGGUGAUGAUGAGGAUGAACUCUUUGAGUCCAUCCGUGUGGACACACCACACUAUCCCCGUUGGAUCACCAAGGAAUCCAAGGACAUCAUGGAGAAGCUAUUCGAGAGGGACCCUGUCAAGAGGCUGGGAGUAACAGGAAACAUCAGGACUCACCCCUUUUUCAAGACUAUCAACUGGUCUCUGCUGGAGAAGCGGAAGGUGGAGCCACCUUUUAAGCCCAAAGUGAAAUGCCCUUCAGACUACAGCAACUUUGACCCAGAGUUCCUGAAUGAGAAACCCCAACUUUCCUUCAGUGACAAGAACCUCAUCGACUCUAUGGACCAGUCAGCCUUCCGAGGCUUCUCCUUUGUGAAUCCCAAAUUUGAGCAAUUCCUGGACAAUUGAGCUCCCAGACCUGCUUUAAGCGCCCCGGCAGAGUCGGCCCGUCUGCCCUGGUUUGCAUCUGCACUGCCCCUGGAGAACAGUGGGUGACUGGCUGAUCUCUGCUGCUGCCCUCUCUUCCUCAGAGAGUCCGGCUCCUGUUAGCUGCGCUCACAGUACUUCCUCUGUGAACUGUUUGUGAAUUUGCCUUCCCUUUGCCAUCAGAGGGAAACUGUAAAUCCUGUGUUUCAUUACUUGAAUGUAGUUAUUGAAAUAUAUAUUAUAUAUAUGCAUAUAUAUAUAAUAGGCUGUAUAUAUUGCUCAGUAUAGAAAUCACGUAGGAGACUGGUGAUGUGUUUUUUUAAAAAAACAUGUAUAUGUGUGUAUGUGUAUAUACACACAUAUACAUAUUUAUAUGUAUGUAUGUAUGUAUGUAUAUAUAUAUAUGACCAAAAGAAAAGAGCACAAGCUGUCUGAACCAUGGAUUCUUUUAUGUGUGUCUAAAUAAACAUUGAAUGCUACCAA